GGUGGCACACCAUCAAAAUAGGUUGCAAACAAAAUCUGUUUUUCCGCAAAGGUGUGGUGUUUGCUUUGGACUGGACAGGCCUGUUGGGAAAAACUUCCACUGCUAUCAUUUCACCCUGGAGCAUAACAUAAAAAGGAAAAGAAAGAGCCCAGCCCACAAUCCAAAUAUAGCCAGCUCAUUUUCAGAAAGCAAUAUCCUGAAAUAUUCUAGUUCUGCGUCUCCUGCCUGGCUUCUCAGCUUGAGCUGCCAGUGCUCCCCAAAGAUCUACAUGUGGGCCUUUGGUUAAUGUGUUCUCCAUUUUCCAGGUAAAUACCUCAGCAGCGUUUUAAUAAGAUCUUAUUUCUGUGAUGGAAGCUAGCGAAGGAAUUCUAAAGGAGGAAGAAAAUGAUGGCAAUAAUCUGGGAGCUAAAACCUCAAAGGAACAUAAAACGCCACGCAAGGUUAUUUACUUUGCAAAUGGUGAAUCUAUGGAAGAGUACAGUACAGAGGAAGAAGAUGCUGAGGAGAACAAACCUGAGCCCCUUAUUAACACUGCCAACCUUUCAUGGGGUGGUUAUCUGAGAUUUUGGGCGCUUCGAAUUGCAGCAACGAGUUUUUUUACUUGUGAAUUUCUUGGUGGGAAGUUUGCCGCACUAUUUGGGCUCACUCAAGCCAAAUAUCAAUACGCAAUAGAUGAAUACUACAGGACACAGAAAAAGGAAAGUGAAAGUGAUGAAGACGGAGAAGAGAUGCCAGAAACAGAGGCAGCAUUUCCACCAAAUGAAAAAGAGCAUUUACGGAUGCAGAGCCUAAGAUAUGGCUCUAUUCAUUGCAGAGAGAUGUCUGCAUCUUCUCAGGAAACUACUGUUGUUAAUGAACUCCAAAAAGAUAGCCUGCCAGGUUUUAAAUGAACUCUAGCCACUGGAAAACAAAGGCAGCAUCGUGGAGUCACCCCGUCUGGCAAGUUCAAAAUGUGUCCUAAAAAAGGACAAACUAUUAGCCAUGAAAGAAAUGGCACGGAAAGAACUGGGGACAGACAAAAUUACCUCUUCUGCUUUUUUAAUUAUCUUGGGAGUUUGUGAAGAUAUGGAGAAUAUAAAUGUGAAAUGGUUUCAAUAAAAACAUACAUGCACCCAACCUCUAUCACUGGAAUGGGAUGCUGAAGUUAUUGAUUCAUAUGAAGAGAAUACAGUACAUAGAAUGAUUUUCUU
Messenger RNA from Pogona vitticeps (central bearded dragon), 1190 nucleotides. RefSeq names its product family with sequence similarity 177 member B (gene FAM177B). Lineage: Eukaryota; Metazoa; Chordata; Lepidosauria; Squamata; Agamidae. The record is from RefSeq and is a predicted model, not a curated record.